GGAAGUGACGUGUCGCGCCGACUCUCGCUUGAGAGACAGCCGCUCUUUCUUGUUCACACGAUGCUUUAGUUCACCGAGAUUUUAACACCGUGAAGUCUAGGCUGCGCUGUUUGUGUGCUGUGUAGCGUCGCGUUGCGUUUGCUUUUGCUUUUGCGUUUGUGCUUGUGUGUGUGUAUGUGUGUGUGAGAGAGAGAGAGAGAGAGAGAGAGAGAGAGAGAGAGAGAGAGAGAUAUGGAUCAGUGUGCAGUAGGUGAGUUGUAUGAGGCGUUCGCUGUGCUGGCCGGAAGUGACCCCGAUCACUGCUCCUAUCCAAAGGGUUACCUAAAGAGGCAGGCUGUGUUUGCGUGUAACACGUGUGUUUCUGCUGGCAUGGAGCCGGCCGGUGUGUGUCUGGCCUGUGCAAACGCGUGUCACGAUGGACAUGACAUCUGUGAACUCUACACCAAGAGAAAUUUUCGCUGUGAUUGUGGCAAUGAGAAAUUCCAUGGCUUCAAAUGUAGUCUUCUUACGGAAAAAGCAGGACAGAAUGUGAAAAACUCGUACAAUCACAACUUCUUUGGACGCUACUGCUCGUGCGACAGACCGUAUCCUGAUGAAGACGAUCAGGUUAAUGAAGAAAUGAUCCAGUGUAUCGUGUGUGAAGACUGGUUCCACGAGAAGCACCUGGAGGCUGCGGUGGUGGACUGUGAAGAUCUGAUGGAGAUGAUCUGUGAUCGCUGCAUGACUCGAGCACCGUUCCUCCAGACGUAUGCGGCUCAUUUCGCAGUUUCUGAGACGAAUAAACCGAGUCUCAGUAAAAUGCAAGUUUUUGCUGCUCUGAAGACCGAUGAAGACGGGCCGGGGAGUCUGAAUGACCUGAGCUCAGUCUCUCAGCCUUCAGGUGAUGUGAUGAAUGUUCAUCAGAGCUCUGAUCCAGAGACCAGCCGUUCGGCGCAGCAGCCCUCUGAACGUACCAGAUGCACUUUAAAAGAGCUGGAGGCCAAAGAGUCGGUGAGCGCCAGAAGCGGAGCUGUGUUCUGGCCUUACUGCUGGAGAGCAAAACUCUGCACAUGUACCGACUGCAAGAGAAUGUAUGUAAAGGCGGGAGUUCCUUUCCUGCUGGACGAAUCAGACACGCUGCUGGCGUACGAGGAGAAAGCCAAAGCUGAAACGCUGAGCAGUGAAGAGCUGCUGAUGUCCUGCAUCACCUCCCUGCCCCACGAGCAGCAGCUGGAGAUCAUCUACAAGUACAAUGACCUGAAACACGAGCUGCACGACUUUCUUCUGCAAUCUGCAAACCAGAGAAAGGACGUCACUCCUGAAGCUUUCCGUGAGUUUUUGGAGGAACUGCAAACAAGAAAGAAGAGGCGGUUGAACUGAAGCCAUCAACAACACACUGAUUAUUAUGGGACUGUACACCUUUGGCUGGAUCCACUUUAAUAAAGUCUCAGAGCAAAAACACUGA
Puntigrus tetrazona (Sumatra barb) is the source of this 1444-nucleotide messenger RNA. RefSeq names its product putative E3 ubiquitin-protein ligase UBR7. The transcript has 10 exons. Gene Ontology annotation, cellular component: cytoplasm. The record is from RefSeq and is a predicted model, not a curated record. The coding region runs from base 232 to 1359 and encodes 375 amino acids. Gene Ontology annotation, molecular function: zinc ion binding; ubiquitin protein ligase activity. NCBI's taxonomy places the organism in Eukaryota, Metazoa, Chordata, Actinopteri, Cypriniformes, Cyprinidae.